UUAAAUGCAUCCAAGGAAGGAGAGUCCCCAAACUCCCAAGUCGAGACCAUUCCACUGUGGAACAGCUCUUGCUGUCAGAAUGUUCCUCCUGAUGGCUAACUGGAAUUUCCUUUCUUGUAAUUGGAAGCUAUGGGUUCGAGUCCUCCCCUCUGGAGCUUCAGAAAACAAGCUUGCUCCAUCUUCCUUGUGACAACCCUUGUUAUCAUUCCUAACAAUUUCCCAUGAGUUUGAGGGUGGAGCGACUUUCCUCUGAGACCUGCUCGCUGGUAUCCAAAGCCUUCGGGAGUAGCCAGGGACAUCCUUGCCUUUCUCUGCUGUGAGUCCUUCCUUCCUCCAUCUCCCUCCAGGCAAGGAAGGAUCCAGGCCAUGGGGACCACGGCUUACAUCAUCGUUGCUCUGAGCAUCCUUGGCCAUUGGGCUGGCAGCCCCUCCGCAGCAGCAGCUGCAGAAUCGAUGGAGGGCCCCACUUCUCCCUGCCCGACGGACUGGCUCUUCUACGAGGGCAGCUGCUACGGAUACUUCUCCGACCGGAAGUGUUGGAGAGAGGCCGAGGAAGAAUGCCAGCAACAAGGCUCUCACCUGGCUUCCAUUCUGACCAAGAAGGAGUGCUGCCGCCUCCGCAGGUACCUCUCCAGGUUUCGGCCUGACGGGGACGUCUGGAUCGGGCUCCACAAUCUUGCCAAGGCCCCUGGAAAUGGAUCCUGGCAGUGGAGUGAUGGGCUCAUCGCCGACCACACGCAGUGGAGCACUGGGCAGCCCAAUAAUCAUGGCAAGACUGGAGAGUGGUGCGUGGAGCUGUGGCGAACCACAGGUUUCCGAAAAUGGAACGACGAGCUCUGCAGCCGUAAGAACAGCUUUGUGUGCAAGUAUGAGGCUGAGAUGGCUGCCACGGAAAACGACUGCGAGUGA
Molecule: messenger RNA, 909 nt
Organism: Zootoca vivipara (common lizard)
Lineage: Eukaryota; Metazoa; Chordata; Lepidosauria; Squamata; Lacertidae
Product: C-type lectin BpLec-like
Source: RefSeq, a predicted model, not a curated record